Messenger RNA from Diceros bicornis minor, 3924 nucleotides. RefSeq names its product zinc finger protein 425 (gene ZNF425). The transcript has 5 exons. Lineage: Eukaryota; Metazoa; Chordata; Mammalia; Perissodactyla; Rhinocerotidae. Bases 1361 to 3595 code for a protein of 744 amino acids. Gene Ontology annotation, molecular function: DNA-binding transcription factor activity, RNA polymerase II-specific; RNA polymerase II transcription regulatory region sequence-specific DNA binding. Gene Ontology annotation, cellular component: nucleus. The record is from RefSeq and is a predicted model, not a curated record. Gene Ontology annotation, biological process: regulation of transcription by RNA polymerase II.
GCGGUCUGGAGUGGGGUCCCUUUUCAGGGAGUGAGGCGGUGGGGGCCCGGGACGACUGUCUGUGACCCUGGACUGAGUCCGAGCCGGGAAGGCGGGUGUUGGUGCUCGAGUUGCUCCGCAGUUGGGCUGGGAGAAAGGCCGCGUGCAGGGAUCCGGGUCUCGGCCGGCGUCCGCUCGGUCAGCCGCUGUUCCUGCUCUGUGUCGGGCUCUGGGGCGACGUGGCUUGUCGUGGGCUCGCGUGCUGUGCUCUGCUGUGGAUGCAGCCCCAGAGGCGCUCUUUAGGAGCAGAUGAGGAAGAGUGGGGGGAAGGAAGACUGGAAAUGAGAAACUGGAGACUGCUCCAUCUAGGAAAGGACAGAAAAUUGGAAACCAGUUGGCUGUUUAUCCUAAGUCAGAUUUACCGCGAGUACUCUAGUGUUUUAAUGGAAAAUUCGAAUACUGGUUUUCGAGUGUGAAAAGCAUAUCUUGAGCUUAACCCAGGAAACUCUGUACAUUCAGUUAUGUAUACCUUGCAUAAGUAUGCAAGUUUUCCUUCUACUCCCACUGAGAUUUCAUAUCUGAUAAUCUUACUAAUGUAAUGCAUUUUCUUCCUUCUGCUUCUGACACCCCCCCCCCCCAACAUCCCUUGGCAGGUACUAAUUCUGUUCAGAUUUCUUCAAGCUGUGUCUUUUUAGCCAGACUUCCUUUUUUUGCUCUUUUGUGAGCGGUCGGAAACCUCCUGGAAUAUCCCUCUUUAUUCUGUAAAAGUUGGUAGUAGUUUGGGGUAGUUCUUUGGCUAUAAAUUUGAGUCCAGAGAAAAAACUUAAGUGAUGACAACUUCUUGGCUAUUGUGUUAUUUGGGAUAGGCAAAGAGAAAUCAGCAUUUUCUGGUUGAUUUUCCUUUUCACUGGAGCAGUUCAGUACUAAUUGUGAGCAUGCUCACAGAAGAGUCUUGUAGGUGGAAAGCGCAUGAGUGAGGGGCAAGAAAAUGGUAGAGGAAUGUCUUUGAAAGUCCACCUUAUAAAAAACAACACCAAGUUUAAACUUCUUUGUUAUAACAUCUGAUACUUCAGCGUGGGGGUUGGAAGUAGCUUUGAUGAUGGAAUUUUAUCUCUGCAGCUUUUCUCUCCAGCAUCCUGUCAGGUGGCCCUGGGUGUCACGUCUGCUAGAUUCCUUUAUUGGGAGAAUUUACUUUGUAGUAUUUGUGACCAACGGUUUUUUAUACACUUGGGAAGAGCCCUAGCUGUCUUGCAAGAUGUCCAGCACUUUUCUUGUGGAUCUGUCCUUGGAACCUCCAGGAAGAGCAGCCCUGGUUCGUCAGUCCAUACCAGUAUUUGUAGAUUAAUGGUCCGUGAGCCAAUCAUGGCUUGCUGAGGUAACCAUGACAUUUGACGAUGUGGCCAUAUAUUUUUUGGAACAAGAGUGGGAGAUCCUGAAGAAGUGGCAGAAGGAAAUGUAUCAGCAAGUGAUGAAGACCAAUUAUGAGACCCUGGAUUCCCUGGGCUGUGUUUUUUCCAAGCCAGAUCUGAUCACCUGGAUGGAACAAGGGAGAAUGCUAUUAACCAGAGACCAGGGACGCUUAGAGAAAACAAGAAUGACACUUAGCCCUUCUACUGAUGAGCAGUUGGACUUGAAGAAUACUGGAAAGUCGCCGUGUGUUGGUGACCAAGGAACUCUCAGGGCAAAAGAUGAGGAAUGCCAUUUAAAUGGUCUCCAGAAGCAGGGAUCAUGUGCUGCUUUAUCAGGGGAGGAAAGAAAGCUUUUAUCAAAUCAAAGAGCUGCCUUACAACAUCCAAGUCUCCAAGAAACAGAGAUUCUAAAUAAAAACCCCGACAUCACAGCAUCUAAUCAGGACAAGAACAAUCCAUGGCAUGAGUCGAUGGGUACCCCAGGUCACCUGGAACUUCCACCAAGGCCAAGACUUUAUUCUUGCUUUGUCUGUAGGAAGGUCUUCCAGGUAAAGAGAGACUUGGUAAAGCACAAAAGGAACCACUCCAAGAGCCAGCCCUGUAAAUAUCCAAAGUACAAAAACCAAUCCAGAGGGCACUCUAGACUCAGGUGGAACCGGACGAUCCUGUGUAAGAGGAAGCGUUUCCAGUGCGGUAAGUGCGAGAAGAGCUACUCUCUGAAGUGCAGCCUGCUCACUCACCAGGUGGUUCACACGGGGCAGCAGCCCUUCCAGUGCCCCGAAUGUGACAAGACCUUCCGGUAUAAAGCCACUUUGCAGAAGCAUGUGUGUUUGCACAAAGGGGAGAGACCAUUGUCCUGUAAGGAGUGUGGCAAGGGUUUCAUCCAGCAGUGCAAGCUCACUGAGCACCUCAGGGUACACACUGGGGAGGAGCCUUUCCAGUGUCAAGAGUGCGAGAGAAGCUUCCGCCUGCAGAGAAGUUUGAAGGCCCAUCUUUGUCAGCACAGUGGGAAGAAGCCCUUCCAUUGUCCAGAGUGUGGCAGGAGCUUUUCCCGGAAGGCUGCCCUGAAGGCCCACCAGAGGAUACACAGUGGAGAGAAGCCGUUUUCUUGUGAUAAAUGUGAUAGGAAAUUCACCCACAAGACUAAACUCACUGAACAUGUCAGAGUUCAUACGGGAGAAAAGCCCUUCCAGUGUCCUGAGUGUAAUAAAAAUUUCCGCCUAAAGAGAAGCCUAAAAGCCCAUCUGUUUCAGCACAGUGGAAAGAAGCCCUUCCAGUGUCCAGAGUGUGAUAGGAGCUUUUCUUGGAAAAAUGCCAUGAAGGCCCACCAGCGUUUACAUAGCGAGGAGAAGCCCUUCUCCUGUGGGGAGUGUGGCAAGAGGUUUACCCGUCCUUCUAAGCUCGCUCGCCAUAGCAGAGUCCACAGCAGGCAAAAGGAAUUCUCCUGUGGCGAGUGCAAAAAGACCUUUCCUCGGCAAUCGAGGCUCACGGAGCACCUCAAGGUCCACACCAAAGAAAAGCCAUUCUCCUGCGCAGAGUGCAGCCGGAGCUUCAGCCGACAUUCGCACCUCACUGAACACAUGCGACUUCAUGGUGGGGAGGAGCCUUUCCAGUGUCCUGAGUGUGACAAGAGCUUCUUCUGGAAGGCCUCCAUGAAGUUCCAUCAGCGGAUACACAGGGGCGAGAAGCCCUUCGAGUGUAGUGAGUGCAGUAAGACCUAUGCUCAGCAGUCUCAGCUCACUGAACAUAUGAGAAUCCACAGUGGAGAGAAACCCUUCCAGUGUCCUGAGUGCAAUAAAAGUUUCCGUCUCAAAGGAAAUUUGAAAAGCCACCUGCUCCAGCACAGUGGCAAAAAGCCAUUCUCUUGUGUUAAGUGUGGCAAAAGUUUCACUCAGCAGUACAGGCUCACAGAACACAUUCGAGUUCAUAGUGGUGAGAAGCCCUUCCAAUGUCCAGAGUGUGACAAGAGCUACUGCAUAAGGGGCAGUUUGAAGGUCCACUUGCACACACACAGUGGAGAGAAGCCCUUCAGGUGUCCUGAGUGUGGCAAAGGCUUCCUCCAGAAGAGAAGUCUGAAGACCCAUCUGCACCAUCACAGAGGGGAGAGGCCUUUUUCCUGUGAUGAGUGUGGAAGGAGCUUUACAUACAUGGGAGCACUCAACACCCACAUUGCAGUACAUGCCAGGGAAAAGCCCUUCAGUCUCUAGGUCAAGCCACACACAAAGGAAGCAGUGACAGCUUUUUGGUGGAGCAAGCAGCUCUGUUGGCUCUGGCUGAGGCAGGAUAAAGAACUUCAUGGAACACUGGCUUCAGACACACUGGCCAGAUGCAGAGCAGGCAGGGUGUGACAGCUUCUUAACAAAAGUUCCAAAUAAUACAGGCAUAAGAUAGUCAAAGGGGCAUCUCCCCUCUAUAGUCCUCAUGGGCAAGGCCUGUCAGUCAUGGAAGGAACAUUCUACUUUGUUCUGUGAUUUCGUCAGUUUUUUCAGUGUCAUCCAAGAGCAUAGUAAUCCCUUCAUUAAAUUCUGAAACCACA